CAGAGUGAAUGUUGAGCUUGUGUUUUAGAGACGUUAGAUUUGAGUUAAAAAUAAGCCCCUGGCAAUUAUCACACACAUAUCAAUUUAAAUCGCGGAUCAAGCUCUGCUAUUCAACACGAUGAGCCGCUUUGGUUGGAGAGACAUGAUUCGUAAGUAUAAAACAUCAGUCAAUGAUAAAUGUCAGUUUGUGACAGAAUUUAAUCUUCCAUCUGUUGAACGUGUGGAACUGGCCGCCCAUUAUACUGAACCAGUGAUCAUACAGAGGAGCAAAGAGCAAACUGAGAAAUGCUUUCGUAGAUGGAUGAUGUCUGAACACACUUUUGGACUAACGCCAUCAUCUGGACUGUUAUCAAAUGACAUCAGAAUAGACCAGCUGUUCAGUCCUGACAGUGAUGGAAACAAACCAAAAUCUGUGAUUCUCAAAGGAGAUUCUGGAAGAGGGAAAUCCUUAAUGUUACAAAAGAUCAUGUUGGACUGGGCAUCUGGAGAACUUUAUUCUGAAAACUUUGAUGUAAUUUUUCUGUUGAAGUGUGAUGAGGUGAAGUGUCUUUCUCAGGAGAUGAGGUUGAAUGAGCUCUUGAGCUGGAGUUGCAGCUUAACAUCAGAUCAGAUUUCACAGAUACUGGAGUUAACACCAGAGAAAGUCCUCAUCCUCAUUGAUGGAAUUGAUGAGUUCUCAUUGGAUUCACACAUUCAAAAAUCAUCAACCACUAAUCCAUCACAGGAAGCCCUACCAAUGGUCACUCUUAGGAGUUUGUUGACUGGACAGAUCCUGCCUGAGUCUUUCCUGCUGGUUACCACCAGAUCAGAUACUUUUACAGUGAUGAAUCUCCUCAAAGGACCUCAGCGUUUCACUGAGAUUAUGGGCUUCUCUGAGAGAGAGGUGCAGGAGUACUUCCAGAAGUUCUUUCAGGAUGAGAAGCUCUUUGGGAAUGCAUAUGAGUGUGUAAAUACAAAUGGAAGCCUCCUUGCUGCCUGCUCUGUACCUUUACUGUGUUGGUUGGUCUGUUUUUGUCUGAAGAAACACUUUACAGAUGAUGAUCGUGUGAUGAGAGAACUAAAGACAACCACCUCCAUAUAUGUGCACUUUGUGUCCACUCUACUGGAGCAUCAUGACCAGAGUCAGUCUGUCCUCACCAUGCUGAGGAGUCUGGGUCAGCUGGCAGAGGAAGGGAUGAAGAAGCAGCAGGUGUUUUUCGAUGAAAAGAGUGUAGCCGAGACUGGUUUAGAUCCAGCUACUACUUUGUUUUUGUUUGAAGGUAGUUUAAAAAUAAAAGACAAACAGGAGCCAGUGUUUAGGUUUAUGCAUUCCAGCUUUCAGGAGUUCUUCACUGCUCUUUAUUAUGUCUUACUGGAUGAGGAAACGUCCUGGAGGAAACUCCGUGAGCUGCUUGUCAGGGUGGAACGGGGAAAUGAAAUCUAUAGGUCAUCACCAGCAAGAUCAUAUCCCAUGCCUUCAGUCAUGAUGUUUCUCUGUGGUCUCUUAAAUGAGGAGAUGAGCAGCUCAAUCUUUGAAAAGAUCAAGUGGACUGUUCCUCAGACAAUAACACUAAAAGAAAGACUGGGUAGAAUGAUUUUUAGAUUGAUAAGGCAUGGUGGAUGUAGACUGUUGUUUGCUCUCCACUGUCUGUAUGAACUCCAAGAUGAGAGAUUUGUCGGGGAAGCUCUGAAAACACACAUGUUCAUAGAUCUGUCUGACAUUUCCCUGAGGAGCACAGACUGUUGGGUGCUGCUGUACUGUCUUCAGUGCUGUCCACGCAUCAGAUACCUGCACCUCAUGUCAUGUGAUUUAACAGCUGAGAAACUCAAGAUUCUUCAGCCAGCAUUCUGUAUGUGUGAGAGCCUUUGUUUGUCAGUGGAGCACCUGUCAGACACUGGAGAUUUGAUCCAGAGUCUUGGUGAAUCGAAAAUCUUGAGACAUGUUGUCUUUGAGCUCCUCAGAGACAAUCCAUCAUUUCCAGCAGUAUUAAACAUCAGUCUUACAUGUCCACAAUCAGAGAUAUCCAGCACUGACUGGACACUCUUCUUAAAGAGACUCAGCAAGACAGGAAAAGUAUCAGAAGACUCUUCAGCUCUUGAUGAGCAUACAUUGGAUCUGAAUCUGGUCGUUCUGAAUAAGAGCUGGGCUUCUGGGAUCAUUUCCCUCGCCCAGACCUGCACCAGUCUACAGGAGCUCAAGAUGAAGUCCAGUAAACCCACUGACCAGUGCAAGGGACAGGACUGGAGUCACAUGAGCUGUAAUGAGAAAGUGGAGAUUCACUUCAAACCAAAGGUUUUGAAAAAGCUGAAAGAGUUGAACAUCUCUGACUCUGAACUGUCUGGACUGAAUCUUCAGCCGCUCCCAGUGUGUCAGUCUUGUGUUCACAUUGUUGAUUCAGAUCAGUGGGUUCAGGUGGAGCCGUCAGUCUGUACAGAUGAAGGAGGGUCAGCAUUCAGGAUCAGCACUCCAGCGGGUCGAUUCGAGUGCAGCAGGACCAGAAUGCGAUGGGUCUGUGCUGGUGACAUCACUCUCCAGUACCGUGCAGUGAAUGGACGUUUCCUCAGAGCAGAGCUGGAGAGGCUUCAGUGUGAGCGAAUUGGUCCUGUGAUUGAUGUGACAGUGAUCUCAGGGAAACUGGAGGAGGUCCAUCUGCCUCAUUACGCCUGUUUAGCAGAGUCAGACCCUGCUUUCAGAGAUGCUGUGAAGCUCCUUACCAAAAGAGAUGAAGGAAUAGCUUUACAAUCUGUAGAGUUGACCCGUUAUCAUGCCAAAAUAGUCCAACCAUCCUUCUCUCUUAUAACUUUGAUUAUAAGCUGGUUCCUAACGUGGGAAGAACACUGUGAUCAUCUUAUCUUCAGGCGGUGUAAAGAUCCUCUCUUUCUUCACAUCUACUUUUUUCCAGUGAAUGACACUUGUUCGAAAGAAAAAGUCAAGCAGGAUGAAAAAACAAGUUUUUUGAUCAGACAUCCCAGACCUGACAGGCCAUUUCGGUUGAAAACACCUCACCUUCUUGAGGUUCCUGGUGCAUCUGUCCAACCCAUAGAGGGGAUUUCAUUUAGAACAGAUAUUGACCCAAACUUCUUCAAGGUCAGAAAACAAGAGCAUGAUGAUGUACAACUGAAUCUUAUCAGAGAGGAAGACAAGAAGUCUGUGUGGAAGGCCACAAUAUGGAAAGAAGAAUUUGCCCCAGUUAAAUCCAAUGUAAGUCCAAGAUGA
This is a messenger RNA of Labeo rohita (rohu), 3196 nucleotides long. RefSeq names its product NACHT, LRR and PYD domains-containing protein 1 homolog. Gene Ontology annotation, cellular component: cytoplasm. The transcript has 8 exons. Lineage: Eukaryota; Metazoa; Chordata; Actinopteri; Cypriniformes; Cyprinidae. The record is from RefSeq and is a predicted model, not a curated record. Bases 119 to 3196 code for a protein of 1025 amino acids.